Molecule: messenger RNA, 942 nt
Organism: Sus scrofa (pig)
Lineage: Eukaryota; Metazoa; Chordata; Mammalia; Artiodactyla; Suidae
Product: olfactory receptor 1J4-like
Biological process (GO): G protein-coupled receptor signaling pathway
Cellular component (GO): membrane
Molecular function (GO): olfactory receptor activity; G protein-coupled receptor activity
Source: RefSeq, a predicted model, not a curated record
AUGAGGAUGGAGAACCAGAGCACCAUCUCUGAGUUCCACCUCCUGGGGCUCCCCAUUCAGACAGAGCAGCAGGGCAUCUUCUUUGCCCUCUUCCUGGGCAUGUACCUGACCACAGUGCUGGGAAACCUCCUUAUCAUCCUGCUCAUCAGGCAGGACCCUCACCUCCACACCCCCAUGUACUUCUUCCUCAGCCACCUGGCCUUCUCUGACAUUUCCUUUUCAUCUGUCACUGUCCCUAAGAUGCUGAUGAACAUGCAGACUCAGGAUCAAUCCAUCUCCUAUGCAGGGUGCAUAGCACAGAUGUAUUUUUUCAUAUUUUUUACUACUCUGGAUGAUUUCCUUCUGACCUCAAUGGCCUAUGACAGGUACGUGGCCAUCUGUCACCCUCUCCAUUAUACCACCAUCAUGAGAGAGGGACUGUGUACCUUACUGGCAACUGUAUCUUGGAUUCUUUCCAGUGCCAAUGCUCUAUGUCACACCCUCCUCCUGACACAGCUGUCCUUUUGUGCUGACAACACUGUUCCCCAUUUCUUCUGUGACCUUAGUGCCCUGCUCAAGCUCUCCUGCUCAGACACAUAUCUCAAUGAGAUGGUCAUUUUCACAUUAGGACUUGCAGUCAUCACCCUCCCACUAACAUGCAUCUUGGUCUCUUAUGGCCACAUCGGGGCCACCAUCCUCAAGGUUCCAUCCACCAAGGGCAUCUGCAAAGCCUUGUCCACAUGUGGCUCCCACCUGUCUGUGGUUUCUCUGUAUUAUGGAACAAUUAUGGGGCUAUAUUUUGUCCCCUCAUCCAGCACCUCCAGUGCCAAGGACAUAAUUUCCUCUAUGAUGUACACUGUGGUCACCCCAUUGCUGAACCCCUUCAUUUACAGCCUGAGGAACAGGUACAUGAAGGCGGCCCUGGAGAAACUCUUCCACAAGGCAGCAGUCUUGUCUCAGUGA